Neolamprologus brichardi is the source of this 1353-nucleotide messenger RNA. RefSeq names its product protein kinase, AMP-activated, gamma 3a non-catalytic subunit (gene prkag3a). Gene Ontology annotation, molecular function: protein kinase regulator activity; protein kinase binding; AMP binding. Gene Ontology annotation, cellular component: nucleotide-activated protein kinase complex; nucleus; cytoplasm. The record is from RefSeq and is a predicted model, not a curated record. Gene Ontology annotation, biological process: regulation of catalytic activity; protein phosphorylation. NCBI's taxonomy places the organism in Eukaryota, Metazoa, Chordata, Actinopteri, Cichliformes, Cichlidae.
GAGAACUCCUAAUAUAGACCCAGCUGCUUUGUAGAAAAGGCUAACAAACGUCUCAGUUUCCUGCUUUGAAAACCACUUUUUCAUGGACAUAAGACAGAGUCAUGGAGCCUCGUUCACAGGUGUCAUUCCCAGAAAAGAAGCAGGAAAUACAGAGUCAAGAGGCUGAUGCCACAGUCUACAUGAAAUUCAUGAAAAGUCACUGCUGUUAUGAUGCCAUUCCAACCAGCUGUAAACUGGUCAUAUUUGAUACCACACUACAAGUGAAAAAAGCCUUUUAUGCACUGGUGGCAAAUGGCUUGAGGGCUGCACCGCUAUGGGACAGCAAGCUGCAGAGAUUUGUGGGUAUGCUGACUAUUACAGAUUUCAUCAACAUCCUUCACUGCUAUUACAAGUCCCCCAUGGUUCAGAUGUAUGAGCUUGAGAGCCACAAGAUAGAAACAUGGAGAGGUGAUUCCCUUCAAAAUGUUUAUUUGCAGUAUUCCAAUAACUUCCUCAUUAGUAUCUCUCCAGAGGCCAGCCUCUUCGAAGCCAUCUAUUCCUUACUCAGAUACAAAAUCCACAGGCUGCCCGUAAUCGAUCCAGAGUCUGGGAAUGUCCUGCACAUUCUGACCCACAAAAGAAUCCUCAAGUUCCUCCAUAUAUUUGGGAAAAAACCUCCCAAGCCUGCAUUCACAAAGAGGCCGAUCCAGGAACUUGGGAUAGGAACUUUCAGGAACAUCGCCACUGUCCAGCAAACAGCAUCGCUUUAUGAUGCCCUCUCUAUAUUUGUGGAGAGGCGGGUGUCUGCGCUGCCAGUGGUGGAUGAACAAGGCAAAGUGGUGGCACUCUACUCAAGAUUUGAUGUCAUUAACCUAGCAGCCCAGAAGACCUACAACAAUCUGGACAUGACGAUGCAGGAGGCUGUUGAAAAGCGGAUAUGUUGCGUUGAGGGAGUUAUUAAGUGCUAUCCAUAUGAAACCUUGGAUAUCAUUAUAGACCGUAUAGUUAAAGCUGAGGUCCAUCGGCUGGUCCUGGUGGACAGGGCUGAUGUGGUGAAAGGCAUCAUCUCUCUGUCUGACCUGCUGCAGGCAAUGGUCUUAACCCCUGCAGGUAUUGAUGCCCUCUUGUCCUAGCACCAGGGGAAAAGGGUCCCCCUGCCCUCCUUUAGCACCUGUGUAGGCUUGAGUCUUGGCAGUGCACCCAGGCAGAAAUCGACAUGUGACUGAAAUGAGCACUCAUACCAGGAAGAAAUAAUCCCCAACUCUACUGCUGUUUAUAUGCUUUCUGGACCCUAAUGCCUCAAUGCAUCUGCACAGCUCCACAACACAAAGCAGCAUUUGAUCAGCUUGAUCAGUAAAUGUUGACUGAUUUUGA